CUUAUCCUGACGGAACGGUAACGUUCUGUUGACGUUGACGGAAGCUGAUGUAUCGUCUGAGUCGUCCUUUAAAAUCGUGCUGAUUUUAGUAGUGUAGCAGUGAAUUUAGUUGAACAAUUUUGAGAAGAGGAGAGCUGAUUCAUUUUGACUAUAUUUCAAAGCAUAAGCAAAACGAUCUGUUUCCAACAACUAAUUACGCUGCAGUUUAUUUGUUGUAAUAUAUUGAUAGUAAGACAAAGAAAGCAAAACAAAAUGUCGGAACUACAUUUUGAUGAGUAUGAAAAGUACAACUUUGAGUUCGACAAGCACAUGUUUUCUGGCCAUUCUGGAAAGCAACGGUCUAAGAAAGAAGCUAGCGAGCAUACCAACCACUUUGACCCAAACGGACAUUCUCGUAAAAUCAUGACGAAGUUGAGGAACACCGAGCAAAACAAGAAAGAUAAACCGAAGAAUUAAGUGACCCGUGUUUACGUAACCAAUUCUAGCCAUAUCAUUGCUCAGUUUGUAUACACCUGCGAGAAAAUGAAAACUUGUUGGCUAUAUUUUAAAUGGUGAGGUGAGAUCGUUGUAUUAUUCCAGUCGCAAUAAAAAAUGCGUCUGCUCAAACAUUAAAAGAAUUUUCUACGUCAGCUUAUGGUUUGUUUCACUGGUGUUUUGAAACCUGCAUGUUAUCAACGAUGCAUGUUUACAAUCUCUUCCUGAGAUGGGUGGCACAAGUGUGCGUUUAAUCGAUAACCUCGAACUUGUGAUUCAAUAAUAAUCAGUGUGGAAACGAGGUAGAUUGAAACAAUUCAAAGCUUUUAAAACAUUUGCUGUAACCAUUUUGAGCUAAAUAAAGUUUUAUAAUUAUUAAAA
Topomyia yanbarensis is the source of this 855-nucleotide messenger RNA. Its product is annotated as nuclear protein 1. The transcript has 2 exons. Bases 253 to 456 code for a protein of 67 amino acids. Gene Ontology annotation, cellular component: nucleus. NCBI's taxonomy places the organism in Eukaryota, Metazoa, Arthropoda, Insecta, Diptera, Culicidae. Gene Ontology annotation, biological process: negative regulation of cell cycle; negative regulation of cell population proliferation; regulation of transcription by RNA polymerase II. The record is from RefSeq and is a predicted model, not a curated record.